UGUACGUGAAAAAUCACGUUUCUAAAAUUUCUUACCUGGAAUGGAAUAUUGUACAUUUCGUGACACUUUCUAGAAAGAUGUGUCUCUGCAAUUUGUGUUUUUGACUUGAUGCACAAGCGCAAUCCUACGAGGGAUAGAAUCCCCAAAAGGCCUCGUCAGCCUAGGGCAAGGCAGCAGUCCACAUCCCUUGCUGGUCUUUUGCCUAUUCCAGAACAGCUCCUUCCAGGCCUAUCGCAGGGAUUGGCUCCUACACAGAUACAACCGCCAACUCACCCAAAAAACAGGAAUGUUAGUGUUAUAAAGAGGAAGAAAUCGUCCGAAUGUGCAUCAGCAUUGAAGCACAAUGACGAAUUGGAUCGGAUUAGGAGCAAUGUCUUGAUACCGAAUCCACCAAUGGAAGACUUGAGAGGAUCAGGAAUGCCAAUUACUCCGAUACAGAAUUUUGGAAGCUCCCACAGUUUGAAUCCAUCUAUUGGUAUGAAUCCUAACAUGGGAAAUCCGCUGGUUCCUCCGCCGCUUGAUUUUAUGAUGAAUCAACACAUAGGUACUGGAACAAGUUUGGGUAACCAUAUGGCAAAUCCGUUUGAUAAUGGCUUGCCAAAGCCUCCUCAUGGAACAAUGCCAAAUCCAUUAUUUCCAUUUCAAAUUGCUAACACGCCUCAAAUUCUCCAAUAUGCGAAUACCGUCCAAGAUUUUAUGGAUGAUAAGGGACCAUUGUUUCCGCCAAAAAACAUUGAAACGGGCAAGAAAAGAUUUUUAUUUUCGAAGCACGUAAAAAUGGGCACCAAUGGAUUUCUAAAUUUGCCAGGACUAAACAGACUAAAGGGAAGAAUAAAACGGUUGUCCCAUGUACUGGAUUCUACCACCAAAGCGUUGGCAAAGGUAAGAUUUGCUCUACCAUCAAUAUUCAGGAUGAGGUAUAAAUACACAUUAAAACCUUUUGAGGACGCUUUUUUGUCCAAUGUGGAAUUAGUCUAUAGAUUUAUUUUGUUUAUUCAUCUAAUAAAGGGAUUUAGAGAAUCGGUCCCCUUUGAUUUAUCCAAAGAUUCAGAUUUUGAUGAAAAUAAAGAACCAACUUUAAGAGACAAGACAAUAUUAAGUUUUUGUAAUGAUAGUACCGAUUGUUCACUUGUUGAUGUUGGUGCGAAUAAUGGUUGUAAUUUCAAUAAUAGAUGGGUAAUCCUAAAGUGGAACACAGCACCAUCUAUAACAUAUUUAAAGUAUUUUCUAGAUCAUUUUGAUUAUGGAAAAGGUGGGAGUAAACGACUCGUUUUCAUAAGAAUGAUAAAUGUUGAUAUAAUUGCCGAGAAUAUAGAAUUGAUAAAGGAACUUUCUAGAUCAGAUGAGGGAAUAGAAGAACAAUUUCUGCAAAUGCUUUGUUAUUACUGCAUUGUUUGCAACGAUGAGUCUUAUAUAACAUUCAUUUCUUCAAUUUUGCCCUCCUUGUCCAGAAGCCAAUCUGUUUGUUUUUAUGAGAAUAUUGCUAACUUAUUGGAUAAAACAAAGUGUAAUCUGCAAACUAGGUAUUUAGAGUGCUUUAUAGAGAGAAUACUCCCAAUUUGUCUCUCUCAUGACUCUGAACAUUGGAGGCACGUUAUAAGAGGAGUUGUGAAUAUUCUCAACCCUCUAAGACUUGGAACGAGAAAAAAGUAUACCGCAUGUGCCGUAACUUUGUUAAGGUCUUUAAAGAGUUACUGUGAAAACUUUGUUAAAUGUGAAUUAACAACGUGUGUUGUAUUUCACGCUUGCUUAAAAUAUAUUUUACAGUCGAGCGAUGAUUCUUGUAUAUUGAUAAGGGGUGAAGCAGCUGAUUUAGCCAUUCAAAUAUGGCUUAAUGAGGAUGGAAAAAGGCAUGUUUUGGGAUCUCUAGGUUAUGAUUCAGUUAGAAUAUUGGGUGCAAUUUCUGGAAUUCAAUCUGUUAAAUUGAACAUAUGGUCAGAUUUGUUGAAAAAUUACACAACUUUUAGUAUAUCUAGGAAUUCUGAUUUAUUCUGUAUGAGGAAUGAAAAUUUGUUAUUUAUAAUAUUAUCUAAUUCUGAAGAUAUUUUUUCAGUUUUGCAAUUUUUGGAAUACAAGGAAGCCUCUAGGAUAUGCGAAAUAUUGAAUACAACAAAGCUAAAUUAUCAUGCUUUGUUUUGGUUCAUGAACAAGUACUUGAGGGCUACAAAAACAUCCUUAGCUCUGGAAAAAAUAUCGACUAUCAUAAGGUUCGCAUUUUUGUGCUUUCCAGCUUUCAUUAGGUUGCACUAUGAGGGCUUAAAGGGAGUGGACAGUUCUUAUUCCAUGAACAAAUUUCUCAAUGGAACGACUGUACUUGGUCCAUUUGUAAACUGGAUGUUGACUAUGGCUACAAAUACCGGGAAUGUCGGUGCGUGUCUAGAGAUCGCAAACAUAAAGAUAUCCAUUUUCAUAGACUGGCUAUUCUACUGCCAUAAAUUCAACUCAAUUCUUUUGAAACAUACUAACCGUUCUGGUCUUGUAAAGGUGACAAUGUCUACAUCCUCUAAUGCCAAUUUUCUUCUAAACUGUUAUCUAAACUCUAGGCCUAUAAUCCAAAAUUUGGUAAGGUCCUUGAAUCUGCCUUUUGUUGCUACUAUUGUUGAGGAACAAAAUAGUAGCGGCACCGAAGAUGCUACAAUGUCUACCUUCACUGAUAUAUUAGGAGUUAUAUUGGACAGUACUAGACAUUUUAAGAAAAGCGGUUGCGCUCGUAUUGAUAAAGAUAAUGGAUUUAGUAUCGUUGAAAAGUAUGAUGGAGAAGAAACUAGAAGACUUUGGGCCUUAUUACAAGCUGAUAAUCCUCUAACAAUACUUGCAGCAUCUGAACUGUUAGUUUUCUCAUUUAACAGUAACGUAGAGUUUGGAAGACUUUUGAUUGAUUAUCUUUUGCAUUCAAUUUGGAAUUAUUGUCCAGAUAAGGUUGCUGUUUUGUCUCUCGGUGUAAUAUCUUCGAUUGUAGCUUGCUCUUUGCUGGUUCUAAUUUUAAAUAAGUCUAGAGUAAAUACUUUACAGUCACUGAUCAAAGAAUUGAAAAGAACGAUUUUGGGAAAGCUCUGUUUGAUAUAUAACAUAGGUUUGGAAUAUUUGCACAUUAAAAUUAUGCGUAUUCCAUUUGAAUAUGUGAAUGAUUUCAAAAGUAUUUCGGCUAGUACUAGCUUUGAAGUGCUUACCCUUUCGCAGGAGUUACAUGGAACAUCUUACGCAAAAGUUUGUUCAAUUACAGACAAAAAAGACCAAUUUUGCUAUGAGAAUUUACUAAAGUAUGUAAUUUUCCAGUCAUUUUCACUGACUUUAGAGUUUUAUAUGAAUUUUGAAUACUUUAUGAUAAAUGGUCCGGCAAAUGGUACCUUUAUUGGAAAGGCUCCCAUACCUAGUUUCAUAACAAAUGACAUUGAUAAUGAACCAGAAGAACACAAAAUCAUAAGAUUAAUUUUGGAACUAUCAUACCCAUCGAGUGAAUCCUCAGUUGAAAGGCUAUUGCACCAUUUAAACACCAAACUCGAUGAUUCUGUCUUUCCAAAUUACAUACUGCAAUGUAGUGACAGGGAAUAUGAUGCGGAAAAUAUUAACCCUGCGGAAACUGAUUCUGAGCGAGCAAAGAAACUGGAUACAAAGUCAGAUGACGAAUUGACCAUAAUAAAUUCUAUAAGGUGUUCCUUCAGGUCUCCUCAAAGACCAGGUGAAGAUUUGGACACUUGUUCUCAAUAUAUGAUUGGUUUCACCAUGGAUGUUAUAGCAACUCUCUUGACACUCUGUACUCUUGAUAACUGUGCACAUAAUUAUUGUAAUACCAGACGAGAUUCUUUGUUUUCACUUGCCUACCUUGAUAGCAACUUGCUUAUAGAUACUUUGUCAAACGUGUUUGCACAGGUUUCUAUGGAAAAUGACAAAUUCUGCUGGGAGCUAUUAUACUAUAUAGUAUCAACAUCUGCUGCAUUUGAGAAUCACAAAUAUGGAUGUAAAGGGACACUAUCACAAGCAUUAGAAAGAUUUUGCAAGUAUAGAGGUUUAGGUAACGAAAAUGCCUGUGAUGGUACAUUUCUAUUUAAAAAGGCUAACAUCAUGACAAAAGUAUUUCUGAGCUCUCUUUCUCGUAUCUCAGAAAUGAAACGUCAGCCCAUAAAUGAUUUGCUGAAUGCAAUACUCGAAAGAUGUAUAGAACGAUCUAUUGACUAUGAAAAUGCCAACGGGGAGGCACAAUUGGGGAAUUUUAGCUCAAGUGUGGAAAAGCUAAUGCCAAUUAGAUUGGUUCUGGAGAUUAUCAUUCACAGUAACAUUUUAUGGCCACACUUUAGAGCCUUUCCAUCCAUAUUGAUGACUCUGCUAAAAGUAUCCCCAGUAUCUACUUUAGCAUCGUUUUUGUCCUCAUUUUCCUUCCUUCAUACUUCAAAUUGUUACUAUCUAUUGGGUUCCUCCAAAAAUUCUCACUUUAAUCCAUUUAAACACAUGGAAAACUUGUCAACGGCUGGAGACGUUGAAAAUAGUGAUAGAGCAAACAAGGAUUUAGAGGAAUAUGUUAGAUAUAUACUCUUGAAAAAUACAGAUGUUUGUGCUAUGAAUUUUAGAAGGUAUUUUAUAUCAUGGCAGUUAUUAAUACGAAUGUAUGAGUUGGAGUAUUGCACGAAAAAGAUGCAUAUGAUAUUGAGAACUGAUCGGGGUUUUUUAAAAAAUUUUACAACUGGGAUAAUUUCUUUUGAUCAACUAGACGACAUGGAAUAUCUUUCAGGGGAUUCUUUGCAUAGCACAUCUAACUAUGAACAAAUUAUGGAUGAAGACUGUUGCAUAUGUUAUAUCGGCUCUUCCAACACGCGAUCGAAUUUCAUGAUUUUUUCAGAGGGCUACACAUUUUCCACUCCAUAUGACAUAUUUUCUAGUACGAAUCUACAUAUAUUGUCUAGGAUACUCCUGGAUAUUGUCAAUAUGAAAAACACACGACUAACCCAAGUUGCCAUAUUUUCGUUAUUUCCAGUUUUCAUAGCUUCUGCUCCAACUGAACCUGUUUUGCAUCAUGUACUACUUUCCUUCAAUUAUCUAGACCUGGAUCGCAACUCUAAAGCAGCGAUUUUAUUCAUGAAAUAUAUUCUACUCACUGUUAUUUUAAACUGGUUUUACCGAUAUUCGAUCACAUUCUACUAUUUUACGUCCACAUCCUUUAUUGAUGGGAAACACAAGUUGGUUUUGGACACGGAUUUUGUUUCUAGAUACGUUGAUAGGUACUGCGGAGAUGGGUCUGCUGUUGAAUUUAGCUUCAACUACACCACGUCUAAAAUACCCCUGGAGUUUGUGCAGACUUUUCUCCAUAUUUUUAAUUAG
Molecule: messenger RNA, 5313 nt
Organism: Theileria equi strain WA
Lineage: Eukaryota; Apicomplexa; Aconoidasida; Piroplasmida; Theileriidae
Exons: 1
Coding region: 109-5313 (1734 amino acids)
Source: RefSeq, a predicted model, not a curated record